CCCGGCUCGGCGGCGCUCGGCCGUCUCCGCCGUCGCUCGGCGCUCGGCGCUCGGGUCCGCGGCCGCUGCGGCGCCGGGCAUUUCUCCGCAGCUCGGUCGCGGCCGCGCCCGCCGCCGCCCGGCCCCGCGCCCAUGCAGGCCAUCAAGUGCGUGGUGGUCGGCGACGGCGCCGUGGGGAAGACGUGCCUGCUGAUCAGCUACACGACCAACGCCUUCCCGGGGGAGUACAUCCCCACCGUUUUCGAUAACUACUCAGCCAACGUGAUGGUGGACGGGAAGCCCGUGAACCUGGGGCUGUGGGACACCGCUGGGCAGGAAGACUACGACCGGCUGCGGCCACUCUCCUAUCCUCAAACUGACGUUUUUCUGAUCUGCUUCUCCCUUGUGAGCCCAGCCUCCUUUGAGAACGUCCGUGCCAAGUGGUACCCAGAGGUGCGGCAUCACUGCCCACACACGCCCAUCCUCCUGGUGGGCACCAAGCUGGACCUUCGAGAUGACAAAGACACCAUUGAGCGGCUUCGGGACAAGAAGCUGGCUCCCAUCACCUACCCACAGGGCCUGGCCAUGGCUCGGGAGAUCGGGUCUGUCAAGUACUUGGAGUGUUCAGCCCUGACACAGAGAGGUCUGAAGACGGUGUUCGACGAGGCCAUCCGGGCGGUGCUCUGCCCGCCUCCAGUGAAGAAGCCUGGCAAGAAGUGCACGGUCUUCUAGAGCCCGCCCGCGGGGCGGCCCCGGCCCCUGUGUGCCCUUGUGUUGCUGUCUGGUGUCCCUGAGUCUGCUGUGGGGAGUGGUGUGGGCGGGGAGGGGAAGCAUGGGGACGAGGCUGGGUGAGGGCUCCGCCUCCUCCGCCUCCUUUCUGGGUGCUCCUCCAGCCUUCCCCCAUGGGAGCCAGGAGGGAGCGGGGUCUCCCUCAGGGCUGCAGGGGUAGGCACAGGGAAGCCCCAGGAUGGGCUUCCCUGG
Molecule: messenger RNA, 960 nt
Organism: Dipodomys spectabilis (banner-tailed kangaroo rat)
Lineage: Eukaryota; Metazoa; Chordata; Mammalia; Rodentia; Heteromyidae
Gene: Rac3
Product: Rac family small GTPase 3
Exons: 6
Coding region: 133-711 (192 amino acids)
Biological process (GO): actin filament organization; motor neuron axon guidance; small GTPase-mediated signal transduction
Cellular component (GO): cell cortex; cytoplasmic vesicle; plasma membrane
Molecular function (GO): protein kinase binding; GTPase activity; GTP binding
Source: RefSeq, a predicted model, not a curated record